Molecule: messenger RNA, 546 nt
Organism: Racocetra fulgida
Lineage: Eukaryota; Fungi; Glomeromycota; Glomeromycetes; Diversisporales; Gigasporaceae
Source: the annotation of a GenBank genome assembly
AUGUCAAGCUUGUUCAAGUUGCAAUGCUAAUGGAUGAACUAGACAAACUUGCUCAAAAAUGGUGUGAUAUACCUAGUAAAUCAAUUUAUAAUUACAGUUCCCCACAAAAGAUAUCAACCAUAAUUUGUGGGGAUUUCAAUUCUACUCCUGAUUCUGGAGUGUAUGAAUUUCUUUCGCGUGGUACCAUAAAACAAGAUCAUUGUGAUUUUGGUGAUCAUAUUUAUGGCUCAUAUGUAUCGGAGGGUUUGUCACAUAGGCUUUCACUAAAAUCUGCAUAUUCCAAUAUCGAGGAGUUGCCAUUUACCAAUUUCACCCCUAGGUUUACUGGGGUCAUUGAUUACAUUUGGUAUUCUACUAAUACAUUAUGUGUUACUGGUCUUUUGGGCGGUGUGGACAAAGAAUACAUGUCAAAAAUGGUUGGAUUUCCGAAUGCACAUUUCCCUUCUGAUCAUAUCGUAAUCCUGUCCGAAUUUCGUGUAAAACCUCCACAACCAAUACAACCACCGCCUCAAUUUGGUGUCUUAUCAAAUGGCGGCAAUAGCAACA